Molecule: messenger RNA, 3682 nt
Organism: Hippocampus comes (tiger tail seahorse)
Lineage: Eukaryota; Metazoa; Chordata; Actinopteri; Syngnathiformes; Syngnathidae
Gene: usp42
Product: ubiquitin specific peptidase 42
Exons: 18
Coding region: 157-3558 (1133 amino acids)
Biological process (GO): regulation of apoptotic process; protein deubiquitination
Cellular component (GO): nucleus; cytosol
Molecular function (GO): cysteine-type deubiquitinase activity
Source: RefSeq, a predicted model, not a curated record
GGAGCCAAUCACGGCACUCGUUUUAUCCCCGAUACCCGGAUGUUGCCGUGGAAGGCUCAUCUACGUCAUUGUUCACCGCCGGACACCCGCUUGGAAAUAAGGAAUGGCUUUACAAUCGCUACGAACGUGCUUUUAACCACAUUCCAGCAAUGAACUAUGACCAUUGUUGACAGAUCCUCCGAAAAUUCUGACCACGAGUCAGUCGGUUGCAAGAGAUCCCCCUUCACCAGUGGAGACGGGAUGGACAGCAGCUGUUCCAGCAGCUGGGCAGUGGGCCCCACCCUCCCCACUGACUCGCCGCGGCUGAAGGUUCCGGGGGGCUGCUUGGGCCCGACGCCUGGCGCUGUCGUCUACAAUAGCACGCCUUCCUCCGUGGACCGACCCAAAGAGCAAGUGUUGUGCAGCGGCGAUGGCAUUGACAUGCCGCAGAAGGUCCUCUUCUCUCCCGAACGUCUUAGCCUAAAGUGGAACCAGGUUCACCGCAUAGGCGCCGGGCUCCAGAACAUGGGCAACACUUGUUUCCUCAACUCAGCUCUGCAGUGUCUCACCUACACGCCGCCAUUUGCCAACUACAUGCUGUCGCGAGAGCAUUCGAAAACAUGUCACGAGCCGGGCUUCUGUAUGAUGUGCACCAUGCAAAACCACAUCAUUCAGGUUUUUGCCAACUCUGGGAAUGUUAUAAAGCCAAUCGGUGUGCUGAAUGAGCUCAAAAGGAUUGCAAAGCACUUCCGCUAUGGAAGCCAGGAGGAUGCCCAUGAAUUCCUUAGGUACACGGUGGAUGCUAUGCAAAAGUCCUGCUUACCUGGAACCAAAUUGGACAGGCAAACGCAGGCAACCUCUUUCAUUCAUCAGGUAUUUGGUGGCUACCUAAGGUCCAGAGUUAAAUGCUUAAACUGCAAAGCAGUCUCCGAUACAUUCGACCCCUUUCUGGACAUCACUCUAGAAAUCAAAAUGGCACCAAGUGUCUCGAAGGCCCUUGAGCAGUUUGUCAAGCCAGAGCAGCUGGACGGCGAGAAUGCCUACAAGUGCUCCAAGUGCAAAAAAAUGGUCACGGCCUCAAAGAGAUUCACGAUCCAUCGCAGCUCCAACGUGCUGACCCUCUCGCUGAAACGCUUUGCCAACUUCAGCGGAGGAAAAAUCACUAAAGAUGUGAAAUAUCUCGAGUACCUGGACCUGAGGCCCUUCAUGUCCCAGUCGCAAGGAGAGGCGCAGCUGUACGGGCUGUUUGCUGUUCUUGUCCACUCUGGAUUCAGCUGCCACGCCGGGCACUACUUCUGCUAUAUUAAGGCGAGCAACGGUCAGUGGUUUCAGAUGAAUGAUUCCUCUGUGACCGUCAGCGACAUCAGGUCUGUUCUUAACCAGCAGGCUUAUGUCCUCUUCUACAUCAAGUCCGGUGAUGGAAAGAAAGAAGGGGACAAUGGUCACAUGACCCAUAACUCAGCCGUACCCGGUCAAUCAUCGCCGAGACCCGUGGUGAUACCCCGCAUCAACAGCGCCAGCCAUCACAACAGCAAUGUCGGCUUCAUCGGACCGCAGCUGCCCCCGCACAUGACCAAGAAUCCUCCCCACAUGAAUGGCAACGGAUCUCUGAGGGACUGUCCAAAGCCCAGCACCAGCAACAGUGUUGCCGGAAAACCGAACCACGGCGCAUCUUCCUCUUCUUCAGCGUCGCACCUGGUGGCCAGCCAGCCUUCAGCGAUCCCGGAGCACGAGAAGCGCCUGAAGCUGUCUUUCUGCAUCGGCCAAGGCAAACUGACUCGCCUGGCUUCUUCCUCGUCAUCGGCCAGCAGCUCCUCGGCCAGCUCGUCCUCCAGCUCUUCAGCCUCCUCCUCCUCCCAGUCUACCUCAGAUGCUCGCUUCAUCCCACGACAAAUUAACCACAUCAACGGCGCGGCGCGCAGUAACGGGGAUCAUCAGGGCGGCGGGAACGGCUCGUCCUUCUUGGUGCCGUACAGCCAAGAGUUGUCAGAGGAGUCGGACCAGGAGAACGGCGGACCCCUGGAUAACGGUUGCGCAGUGGAGAGUCACGUGAAUGGAAACAAAAGAACAGGGGAUGAUUUGGCCAAUGGGGACUCUGAUACGCACCAGAACGGAAACGGUUUGAAUGGAAUUACACACAGCAUUUCUAAAACCAUCCAAAAUGGACACCAUUAUGGACUUCAAAAAGUUAAUGGGCAUAAUAGUGUUGAAAAGGUCCCUGUCAGUACUGAUGGAAGUUUGGCGUCGGAGGGGACUUUGACUGUGAAUGGAUUGGACGCUGGCCACUGUCAACCAAGUGCUUGCAGCAAAGAGGCGUCCCAGGCUACUCCGGCCCAACCUGCUGCCAGCGAAAGCCAGAAAAUCUCUCCCGACCUAAGGGCCGCACGUGUGUCCUAUCCCCCGCCUCAGCAAACGGCCUGCGAAGCCACCUCUGCCGACAAAAUCCAUUCCUCUGCAUCUAGCGAGUCUGCGUCCAUCAGUCCUGCGGCCGCCUCGCCCGACUCCUCUCAGAGCGCCAGCGUCGCAUGCCCGGCUCUACCGAAGGUUCCCGAUGAAGUUGCGGACGCCCCGCCGACCAAGAGCUCAUCGGCGGUGGCCUCCGAAGGGCGCGCGGAUCCCAAGGAGCAGCUCCGGCCCAGUCCCGCUUCCAGAGGCUACGAAAGGCUGUCGUCGCGGGAAAGGGGCAGAGACCGACAGUACUCGUCCGACUGGAGCAGGGACAGGGAGAAAUAUUACAGGGACAGGAGUCAGGAGCGGGAGACUCAUCGCUAUAGACGGGACUACCGAGACCAUCAUUACUACAACCGCUGCUCAUACAGGGAUCCCGAUUAUUACCACCGGGACUGGGAGAGCGAGCGGCGCUGGGAGAGGAACGCCUACCACCCCAGGGAGCGGGACCGCGACCGGUGCUCGCACCACUACCACUUCUAUCACCACCACCACCGAUCCAGGGAAGACCGCGAUUACCAGCGCAGAAGUUCCGAUCACGCCUAUCGACAGAAGUCGCAAGGCCACUGGAGGCGGCAGCAGCAGCAGGACGGCUGGGAAGUUCGCAGGAUGAGGGACGACUGCAGGGACAGGGACCACCACCUCUAUAGAGAGACGCUGUCAUCGUCGACCGCGCCCAACAGGUCACCAUAUUGGCACGCUCUUCCGGGGUCGGAGGACCAAAAUGCUCGAAGGAGCGCUCGGUCUGUGAGCUCUGAGGAGCGCCACAGCAAAAAACACAAGAAGAGCAAGAAGAAGAAGUCCAAGGAUAAAGAGAGAUAUUGUGAGAGUGGGAGCUCCGACUCGGAGCAAGGCUACGAAGGAAGAAAGAAGAAAAAGAGCCGGCACCAGAGUAAGCAGCGCAGUCCAGACGGCCGCGGCCACAAGGCCCGCAGCAGCGAAGAACGCGAGUACCGCAAACGGCGUCACUCCAAGGACGACAGGCUGGACAUGAACAACUGCUCGCCGGACAAACGCCGCCGCCUUGACUACGACCAUGACCCCGCCGCACCCGCACACGGGGCAUUUCACAGCCACCUUAAUGGAUACACAGGAAACGGUUACAGCCAAGCCAACGUUGUCUCCCAUUGAUGGUCCGCAGUGGUGAGCAGCACCAUGAAGCACUGACUAACCCCCCCAUCCCCAACCCCCCUGCCGAGAUACAGCAGAGGAAUGAUUCAACGACAUGGUGCUUCAUUGGGACCAAAAAAAAAAA